This is a messenger RNA of Purpureocillium takamizusanense, 1545 nucleotides long. RefSeq lists its product as uncharacterized. The record is from RefSeq and is a predicted model, not a curated record. The transcript is spliced from 3 exons. Gene Ontology annotation, molecular function: dioxygenase activity. Lineage: Eukaryota; Fungi; Ascomycota; Sordariomycetes; Hypocreales; Ophiocordycipitaceae. The coding region runs from base 198 to 1463 and encodes 421 amino acids.
CGGUACUUCCCGGACAAUGCUUUGUACCCAUUCGUCGUGCUUAGCUCCAUAUAGUGAGGGUAGCUGUGGCGGUCGAGUAUUUCAUCCUCGAGCCCCCUCGGCCCAGAGUCGUCUGCGGCGACCAUGAAGCAGUACCGGUCUUGGAAACCAAUCUCAGUCGUCGGCGCUCCGAGCUGUAUCGUUCCGCAUUGACCGCAAUGACCCUUCUACCCUUCAUGUUUCGUCCGGUGCAGGCCGUUGCCAGGGUGAGAUGCAUAGCCACGCUUGCCACGGCAGUCCCUGCUCCUUCGGCCGGACCGCCCCCGCCAAUCUUCCAUGCUUCAGCUGGUUCGGCCGCAAGCACGAUGCCUCCCGGGUUCGUAGCAGCGGUCGGGCAGCUGGAGACGUUCAUCUUGCCAGAGACUGUCACCGGCUCGGUCAGCGACGUGGCCAUGGGUCGGUCGCUCAUCGCGGCUUGGCAGCGCGACGGCAUCCUCCAAGUCGCCAUGAGCCCGCUGCAAAGGCGUCUUUAUGAAGCUGCCAAUGCCCAGAGCAGGCGUUUCUUCGGGAGACCGCAAGCCGAAAAGCAGGCUUGUGUCGAUUCGCGGAGCUACUCUGGGUACGUUGCCUCGGGAGAAGAGAUCACCGACGGCAUCGCCGACUACUCGGAGAUCUUCACCGUUACCAAAGACCUCGCCGCACGAGACCCAAGGGUGCGGAAUCGCUGGCCAUGCCACGGUCCAUGCCCUUGGCCGGACCGCGAGAUGAAGCGCGCCGUCAGUCGCUACAUUGCCGAUUUAGGCACGGCCGGCCAGAGGCUGCUGCAGCUGAUCGAGCUGGGACUCCAAGUCCCCGCCGGUUCGCUGACGCAAUAUACCAACGAUGGCUGGCAUCAUAUGCGCGUGUUGCGGUUUCCGGCCCGGCACAAGACCAACGGGAAGGGCAAGGCCGGCCGCGGCAUAGGGUCUCACACAGACUAUGGACUCGUAGUGAUGGCGGCUCAAGAUGACGUUGGAGGCCUCUUUGUGCGACCACCGCAGGGCGAGAGUUUUGCCAACUGGCAGCAGAGCGCCGCCGGCAUCAAGGAGGAUGACGCCGGAUGGCUGUAUGUGCCGCCGACACCCGGUGUCUUUACCGUUUUCCCAGGUCAGUGUUUCAGGUCUCAUCGUCGGCCAUCGCUGACUGUCCAAGGCGACAUGCUGCAGUACAUGACCAACAACGUGCUGCUGUCGACGCCACACAAGGUCGGGCUCAACACGCGGGAGCGGUUCGCCUUUGCCUACUUUCACGAGCCCAACUUUCGCUCGGUUGUCAAGCCGCUGCCAGGGUACAACGCCAGCCAGGCACCCGUCGAGGGCAUCCACUACGGCACCCACUUCACCAACAUGUGCCUGCGUAACUACCCAGACCGCGUGACGACGAAGCGGCUGGCGGCGGAGGGCCGGUACCAAAUGCUGAGCGAGUCCCGGCUCCGGUCAGGAUGAGGCAUUAUCCGGUGGGGGCCAGUAGCAGCAUGGUUCGAUCUGUAGCGUUUGCGCUUGUUUGUCAUGUAAAUCGAUGCGUCCA